Messenger RNA from Cynoglossus semilaevis (tongue sole), 1574 nucleotides. It is a transcript of the gene hmx4, whose product is annotated as H6 family homeobox 4. The record is from RefSeq and is a predicted model, not a curated record. The coding region runs from base 362 to 1153 and encodes 263 amino acids. Gene Ontology annotation, molecular function: DNA-binding transcription factor activity, RNA polymerase II-specific; RNA polymerase II transcription regulatory region sequence-specific DNA binding. Gene Ontology annotation, cellular component: nucleus. The transcript is spliced from 2 exons. Gene Ontology annotation, biological process: regulation of transcription by RNA polymerase II. NCBI's taxonomy places the organism in Eukaryota, Metazoa, Chordata, Actinopteri, Pleuronectiformes, Cynoglossidae.
GUUUAUGAAGCGGCAGCAGUGAUGGGGGAGGGGGUGACGGUGGGUGACGGUGGGUGAAGUAGAGUAUAGAAGGAGGGCACAGAAGCAGCAGCACUCUCCUGACCUCACUCCCGUCCUCUUGCUCCCAUUGGUUAAAGCUGCCUGUUUCUCUGGUCCAAUCAGUGAAGAGCUAAUUGCUCCCCAUCAUAUGUUCGUAGUGGCGACGCAGGCAGAGCACCGUCAGCCCCGUAGUGUCUGCUCAGCCGCAGCUGCUAUGGUUCGCAGAGCAUCUGGAGGUCUGUUGUGAGAAUUUUGUUCCGGUUUAAAGUUUGAGAGGGAGCAGAGCAACGGACGUCAGAGGAGGAUUUACGCCUUGGUGAAUAUGAACAAAGCGGAGGCUCCAUGUCGACCCGCAGCCUCUCUGAAAUUCACAAUUGAUAACAUCCUCAACCUGAAGACGAGCGGCAGGAACUGUGACAGCUGCCGCGACACUGGACAGCAGGAUGAAGCGGCCACGGUGGUGCGUAAAGACGCUUUCCAGAGUCACCAGCAGGAACACGGGGGGCAGUGGCGACAGGAUCCGAGCAGCAGGCUCCACGAUAGUGAGUUGAACCCAGAGUGCAGCGAGUCGACAGAGGCGGUCGUCGUCAGCCGCGCAGACCCGAGGAGGGACGUGCGCUUCGACAGCGGAGACAGCAGCUGCGACGACAGCGGCUCCGUCACCGCGUCCACAGACUUGGAGCAGGGGGACGGAGAGGCCAGGAAGAGCAAGAUGGUCACGAAAAAGAAAACGCGCACGAUAUUUUCCAAAAGACAAAUCUUCCAGUUGGAGUCCACCUUCGACAUGAAGCGCUACCUGAGCAGCGCGGAGCGCGCCUGCCUGGCCAGCUCUCUCCAGCUGACGGAGACGCAGGUGAAAAUCUGGUUUCAGAACCGCAGGAAUAAGUUGAAACGGCAGAUCUCCACCGAAAUCGACGGACCCGUCAGUGACUUCCCGGAACCUGGGAAGCCGGUGGUGAUGGGACAGCUCCCGGCCUUGUACAAAGAGAACAACCUGCUGGGGAGAUGCCUGCUCCCCAUGCCUCUGCCGGUGGUUUACCCGGGCAGCAGCACGCCUUACCUCUGCUUCUCCAACGCCAGCAAAUAUUUCAGUCUGUAUGACGGGGACAUGUAAUGGCUUCACGUUGGGGAGAAAGACUCUUUUGGUGGCCUGAUGCCCAGUGUAGAGCAUUUUAAGGGUGGUGGGUCCAGAGCUGCGGCCUUCACUGUCACAGACUUCCAGGAUGGAGGAGUAGGGACAUAUCACAAGAACACGCGGAUUUGGUAUUAUUUAUUUUUCAGUCGGUCAGAGUUUUUAAGGCCUGUACAAUAAGGCCUGACCUUAAACCUGACCUUUAAGGUGUUUUUUUUUUAAUUAAAAAAUGAGUUAGCCAGAAGGAGGCCUGAAACUAUCUCUAAAUGUUAUGAAUUCACCCAUUAUUAUUAUUAUUAUUAUUAUUUUAACCACAACAGAAAGACCAAAGCCACCAAAGAAAAAAAACAUAAAGCCUAUCUAUCUGCAUGCAUUUCGUCUAUCAUGUUUUUUUAUUGUAAUU